This is a messenger RNA of Ochotona curzoniae (black-lipped pika), 4090 nucleotides long. It is a transcript of the gene EXOC4, whose product is annotated as exocyst complex component 4. The transcript has 18 exons. Gene Ontology annotation, cellular component: synapse; growth cone membrane; exocyst. NCBI's taxonomy places the organism in Eukaryota, Metazoa, Chordata, Mammalia, Lagomorpha, Ochotonidae. Gene Ontology annotation, biological process: chemical synaptic transmission; exocytosis; Golgi to plasma membrane transport. Bases 42 to 2966 code for a protein of 974 amino acids. The record is from RefSeq and is a predicted model, not a curated record.
UUCCCGAGCUCCUUGAGCCCUGUGGGCCGCCCCGUACCAAGAUGGCGGCGGAGGCGGCUGCCGGCAAGUACAGGAGCACUGUCAGCAAAAGCAAAGACCCGUCGGGGCUGCUCAUCUCCGUGAUCAGAACCCUAUCAACCAGUGAUGACGUUGAAGACAGAGAAAACGAAAAGGGUCGUCUUGAAGAAGCCUAUGAGAAAUGUGACCGUGACCUGGAUGAACUGAUUGUACAGCACUACACAGAAUUGACCACGGCCAUUCGCACGUACCAGAGCAUCACAGAGCGUAUCACCAACUCCCGAAAUAAAAUCAAGCAGGUGAAAGAGAAUCUGCUUUCGUGCAAGAUGUUGCUGCAUUGCAAACGGGAUGAGCUUCGGAAGCUGUGGAUCGAAGGCAUUGAGCACAAGCAUGUCCUGAACCUGUUGGAUGAAAUUGAAAACAUCAAGCAAGUGCCUCAAAAGCUGGAGCAGUGCAUGGCGAGCAAGCACUACCUCAGUACCACCGAUAUGCUGGUGUCUGCAGUUGAGUCUUUGGAAGGCCCCUUGCUGCAGGUGGAAGGACUGAGUGACCUCAGACUGGAGCUUCACAGCAAGAAGAUGAACCUGCACCUGGUGCUCAUCGACGAGCUGCAUCGGCACCUGUACAUCAGGUCCACCAGCCGAGUGGUGCAGCACGGCAAGGACAAGGGGAGGACGAGCCUUGGCAAAGAUGCAUCUCCAGGUCCCCUGCUCGAUGUGACCAACCUCCCGACUCCUCGCAAGUUCCUCGACGGCGCUCAGUACUCCGCUGCGGGCAGCUCCGGAGCAAAGGACAUAAACCUGCAGGACAUUAAAGAAGAUUUAGAACUGGAUCCAGAGGAGAACAGCACCCUUUUUAUGGGUGUCCUUAUCAAGGGACUGGCCAAACUGAAGAAGAUUCCAGAGACAGUCAAGGCAAUCAAGGAGCGCCUGGAGCAGGAGCUCAAGCAAAUCGUGAAGAGGUCGACAACCCAAGUGGCAGACAGUGGCUAUCAGAGAGGAGAGAACCUCCCUGUGGAAAACCAGCCAAGGUUGCUGCUGGAGCUGCUGGAGCUGCUGUUUGACAAGUUCAGUGCUGUGGCCUCUGCGCAUGCGGUGGUCCUGGGCUACCUGCAGGACGCCGUCAGGACACCAGUGGCUCAGCAGGAAGACGUGAAGCUGUAUGACAUGGCAGAUGUGUGGGUGAAGAUCCAGGAUGUCUUGCAGAUGCUAUUGACAGAGUAUUUGGAUAUGAAAAAUACUCGCACCGCCUCGGAACCAUCAGCCCAGCUGAGCUAUGCCAGUACUGGACGAGAACUUGCCUCCUUUUUUGCUAAGAAGAAACCUCAAAGGCCAAAAAAUUCUCUUUUCAAGUUUGAGUCCUCCUCCCACGCCAUCAGCAUGAGCGCCUACUUGCGAGAACAGAGAAGGGAGCUGUACAGUCGCAGUGGAGAACUUCAAGGGGGUCCUGAUGACAACCUAAUUGAAGGUGGAGGAACCAAAUUUGUCUGCAAACCAGGAGCCAGAAACAUUACCGUUAUAUUCCAUCCAUUACUAAGAUUCAUUCAGGAGAUUGAGCAUGCCCUUGAACUUGGCCCAGCUAAGCAGUGUCCUCUUCGAGAGUUUCUCACUGUGUACAUCAAGACCAUCUUCCUCAAUCAGGUCCUGACUGAGAUCAACAAGGAGAUUGAAGGAGUCACAAAAACGUCAGACCCCUUGAAGAUCCUCGCGAAUGCCGACACCAUGAAGGCCCUGGGAGUGCAGCGGCCUCUCCUGCAGAGCACAAUCAUUGUGGAAAAAACGGUGCAAGACCUCAUGGACCUGAUGCAUGAUUUGAGCGCAUAUUCGGAUCAGUUCCUCAACAUGGUGUGUGUGAAACUCCAGGAGUACAAGGACACCUGCUCAGCGGCUUACAGGGGCAUUGUUCAGUCUGAAGAAAAGCUGGUCAUCAGUGCAUCUUGGGCAAAGGAUGAUGACAUCAGCAGACUUUUGAAAUCGCUACCAAACUGGAUUAAUAUGGCUCAACCCAAACAGCUGAGGCCAAGGAGAGAUGAGGAGGAAGACUUCGUCAGGGCAGCCUUUGGCAAGGAGUCUGAAGUUCUGAUUGGGAACCUGGGAGAUAAACUCAUUCCUGCUCAAGACAUCCUUCGUGACGUCAGUGACCUCAAAGCCUUGGCCAAUGUGCAUGAAAGCCUGGAAUGGCUGGCAGGCCGAACCAAGGCCGCUUUCUCCCAUCUUUCUGCAUCCCAGACGCUUUCUCCAGCUCAGGAGAGCCACGUGAACAUGGACCUCCCACCAGUGUCGGAGCAGAUCCUGCAGACUCUGAGCGAACUCGCCAGGUCCUUCCAGGAGAUGGCCGACCGCUGCUUGCUGGUCCUGCACCUGGAAGUGAGGGUUCACUGCUUCCACUAUCUCAUCCCGCUGGCAAAGGAGGGGAACUACGCCAUCGUCGCUAAUGUGGAGAGUAUGGAUUACGACCCUCUGGUGGUCAAACUCAACAAAGACAUCAGCGCCAUCGAGGAGGCCAUGAGCGCCAGUCUGCAGCAGCACAAAUUCCAGUAUAUCUUUGAAGGCCUGGGACAUCUGAUCUCCUGCAUCCUCAUCAAUGGUGCCCAGUACUUCCGGCGCAUCAGUGAGUCUGGCAUCAAGAAAAUGUGCAGGAACAUCUUUGUUCUUCAGCAGAAUCUGACCAACAUCACCAUGUCACGGGAGGCCGACUUGGACUUUGCAAGGCAGUACUACGAGAUGCUGUACAACACGGCCGAUGAGCUGCUGAACCUGGUGGUGGACCAGGGUGUGAAGUACACGGAGCUCGAGUACACCCACGCGCUGACCCUGCUGCACCGCAGCCAGACAGGAGUGGGCGACCAGACGACCCAGAACAUGCGGCUGCAGCGGCUCAAGGAGAUCAUCUGUGAGCAGGCUGCCAUCAAGCAAGCCACCAAGGGCAAGAAAAUCACCACAGUCUAACCAAGCACAUGGCAGCACGGGUGGACGGCUGGCCCUUCCUACUUGCUCCAUCAGACCCACUUGUUUUCCAAGCUUGUUUGGCAUAGUCCGAGCUGACUUAAUUUUCUCUCUACUGAUGACGAGAAGACAUAAGGAUGUUUCCCCUUUUAGUUUGGGAACCCUAAAGGAUGUGUUGAACUAACAGCUGCUUCUAGAGACCUAGAGCAAGACAAGGAAGGGCUGUGUCCAGUUGGUGGUCUCUGCAAUAGGAAUGGAUGAAUUGGUAACCCCGGCUUCGUUUGUUGCUAUUGCCCAACAUAGAUAAAAUUCCAUCCUUGGAAAUCAAACUGGCACUAAAUUUUAGUCUCCGCCUAAAAACCACUUAUUAGGGUUCUGUUAUGCAACAGGAGUUUUGCUCCCUUAACCUUGUCAGUUUACAACUUAAUAAAAUAAAUAGGUGCAUUACUUUUUGUCUCUCUUGCCAAAAUCAAGAAAUUGACUUCAAAUAAAUGGCUUCUCUGUGGGCUCAAAUUUUCCCUAGUCCAGCAAAAUCUCUUUGGGGCUUAAAAGAUUGGGAAAACUCCUGUUAUCCCAGCCCUGAAAGAACUUGGUGUUCUGUAGCUAGUGCAUGGAUUCUAAGUUUUUUUUUUCUUUUCUAUUUUAUUUUUGCUGUUUCAAAACCAUAGAAUUAGUGACCAACAUGGAAGAAUAAUGACUCAGCCCUGCACUCAGUCCUCCUCCCACCCGUUUUCAGGAGAAAAUAACGGUGACACAGCUUUUCACCUCCCUUGAGAUGCCACUGGAGGUCAGAUGAUUCUAGAUGCUCACUGACUGUCCUUUUGAGUUCCUAGGUUUUUGUCUCCUUAAGGAGGAGCCCAGGUCAGUUCAGCUAAAUGCACAGGACAGCCGCAACACUUCUUCUUGCAGCCACCAGGUGGGGCUGUUCCUGGCAUGCUGGUCCCCAGUAAUGUCACAGGGGCAGCAAUGCAAGGACUGAGAUGACACUGGAAAAGUCAGGAAAACCCUUUGUCCCCAUCCAUGUGGUCGUGCACCAUGACCUCCUGGCUGGGAAUGUUAGACUUCCAUGCACAACUGUGGUCUUGGUGGGCAAAAUGGAAAAUUAAAAAAAUGUUUUGAGAGGCUGA